GCCCCUAAUUUUUUUUGCACAGUUCACCGCCAUAUUAGGUGUUAUAUAAUGUGAAUAAGAUAUUUCCCAUCCUUAUUCAUUUCGGGUUUGAAACCACUGCAGAUGGCAUUUAAUAAUUGUCUGAAGCAACUGAAAGCUUCAAUAUUGUUGAAUCUAUUUUGAAAUGACAAUUUCCAUUCAAAUAUUCAUCAGGUAAAGCUUCUUUUUAUCUUCAAAUACCUGUUCACAAUUCACAAAGUGGGGUUUGACCAGGGGAUCUUUUUACCCCCUAACUGAGAAAGUGCAGACAACUUAUUUUCUUUUCAUAAAUAAUGUUUUGCUGUCACUAAUGGGCUCUCACACAGCGCACAGGAAGCAAUGCAUCCAAACAAUAGAGAAACGCACCCAUAGAAAGCGGGAUACAUCAAUAGAUUCCUCUGCUUGGUCACCAAAGUCAGUGCAUACUGUACAUUUCGUGCUGACUCAUGUCAGCAAUUCUGGGCAAAGACGAGCACAAACCAGUAAAGUUUAUUGGAGUUUGGUAGAAAAGGGACACUGCAGGACCAUUGAGCACCAUUACAUGACGCAUCGUAAACUGUCAUCUUCCUCCACGUAUUUCUGUUCUCCCGGCGCUAAAGCCAUCCGUUCCUAUUGACAGCAGAGCAGAGUCAGAGGGAGAGCUAUCCUCUACCUGUCACAGCAAGCUGGCACUGAGGAGCUCCUCCUGUACCUCUGCCAUUCUUUUAUUCACCUCACAGAAUUGGCGGUUUUCAGACCUGGAAGCUGUCAUGCGUCGGUUUAGAAGUGCAUACCGCUCGGUGCAGAAUUCAUUUUAAAAGGCUCCCACACAUACGCUCUUUGAAAUGAUUUAAUUGACUAAUUGUUUUUUGCACUGUAUGCAGCAUCUGACAUCUUCUCGAGAUUAUAAGCCUUGUGAAAAAAAAAAAAAUCAUUGAUUGGGAUCAACUUCUGCCUUUAAAUUCUACUCAUCUCGUAUCAUUUGUUUGUAUAUUUCACUUUUAUUUUACUGGAAUAGUCUCUUGAGAUUAAAAUCUCUCAUUCGGGGAAUUCCUGGACAACAUGACAGCACAGUUAGUUUACACAAGCUGGAAAUGUGCAUUAUAGCAACAUUAUAGCAACAUUAUAGCAUGAAUACUUCAAAAUUUGUUUUACAGAAUACAAUUGUCUCUGUUUUACUAUUAAUCUUCAAUAGUCACAAUAAACAAUAAUCAUCUGUGUUAUUUCUAUGUCGGAAUGAAAACCCCAUCACUUAAUUAAACAUGUGUGCACUGUAUGUCUGUGUAGAUUCAUUUUUAGUCAUCCAGAUAUUACACCAUCAGGUCAAAAUGUAAUCUCUCGGUUGUCUGGCAAAAUGUCCUCAUCUCUACAGCUGCAGUCCAGUGGAUAGUUUAAUUUAGAUCUGAAGAAUAUACUGUAGUUGAGUGCACGGCCAUUACACACACUGCACACCCCAUCCUCAUUUCCAUAUCAUAACUUGAUUAUUAGUGCUGCUGGCAGAGCGGUAGACAUGCAGAAACUGUGGAUGAGAGCGAACUAAUGGGUGUCAGAGCAGAUGCCGGCCCAGACAUCCCCUCUUCCUGUGCAGGAGGGGGGGCAGCCUGCUUCCCGUCACCUCGCCGCCAGAGGCCACCAGCUUGAUAAAAUAACAGCUGUAUUUGGCAUAUUGGGCUGCGAUGAUAGCGAGGCCUCGGUGACUUGCUUCAUUUGACUGCAGAAAUAGCGGAGAGGCAAAAUAGCACAUCUGGACCCCCCACCACGGGCUCAACAAGCUGGAAACUGAAAGAGCGCAGUGGUGGGUUUUCCUGCCUGACUGCGUGUCAUUUACACACCAGCAAACACAUUUCAGAGAAUUGUCAAGACUGUCUGGACUUAAAAGCUGAUAUUGGUAAACAAGUUUGAGUCAUAGAUUUAACAGGUUCAAAUCUCGCCCAUGGCCCUUCGUUGCAUGUCAUUCCCACUCUGUCCUAUACAUUAAAGGCAAAAGCCCCCAAAAAUAGUAUAAAAAAGAAAAAGCAUAUUAAAAGUAUGUUCUGCAAUAACAUAUAGCCUAGAAAUAAACAUUGUUCAUUAAAAAAUAAAUGGUUCAACACAUAAAAGAAGAAGGAAAUUAAAAAGUAAGUUAUACCAGCAAUGGCAUUACACCCACACUGCACAUUAAAAUAAGAUUGGAUCCUUGCAUUGUUGCAUGUCUUACAUAUUAAUGAGCUUAAAGGCCUGCAGAUAAAACACGUGUGCAUAUGUCUCUGAGAAAUGUGAGCCUGACUAUAAUAUUCUAGAAACCAGGAGAACAAUUUUGUUAUGUUCCUUCAGGUUUUUUACAGACCACCAUUAAGCCUCUGGUGAGGAUACCUUCGGCGGUGCACUGAUAAAAAGGUCAUCAGUGCUAGAUUGCACUUUGCCGGCAGGUGUAACUGUUAUUUUGCCUUAUUAUAUCCACCUCUAGGGGGGGGGGGGGGCGGCAUCUAAUUGGACAAAUUGUCAUUGACUAUAGACUGCUGCAGAAUUACAUAUUUUGUAUUUUGAUUACGAUUUUUGAAGCAUCAUUGCAAUGGCCAGAAGUAAAGACCUAACAUCAGACCAUAGACGAACUACACCCCAUGUCGUAUGACUUCACAUCACCACCACUAAGUUAAAGGCGGACUAGUGUUUGGCCGCCUGUAAUCAAACACCUUUUUGUGGACGAACAAAAGCUUCAAAAUUGUGAGAUAUCUGCUGACAUUUUAUAUGGCAGAACAAAACGUUAAAAUCUCUUUAUCUUGUCUAAACCACAGACUUUUCUUUAAUCAUCCAACGAAAAACACAUCCAAAAAAACACAUUGACUUCAAGAAGAGGGAACUGGAAGUAUAAAAAUACGAAGUCAUUGCCGGGUUUUAGAACUCAUUCCUGUGUUUGAUCUCAACUAGUGAGAAAAGUCAUUGUUUUUUGAUCUGAGGAUGUCAAUUUGAAUUAGUUUUGUAGAUUCUUCACUGGUUCAGUUCUUUCAGUCUGAUUGAGUUAAUGUGGAAACAUUGCCUCGUGGGUGCUUUCUUGGUUCAAAAUUUCACAAUUAACAUUUGUCAUUUCGAUAUACAACAUUUAGAAAAGAAACCCUUCAUUCAUCAGCCCACCAAGAUUUUGGUCUGUAUGUUUUGUUCACAUUUUACCUUUGGAGAUUUAUCUCAGUUCAGUCAGGAACACUCUCGUCAUAGAUUUCUAUCUAUUUGUUGCCACAAAUGGAAAUAUAGUUAUACUUGGCGCUGGUGCCUCCACUCUUAAAAUGCUCCCUGGAUUUAGCCAAGCACCUACUGAUCCAAAACAGGGAGCACGAUUAGCAUGAUGCAUGAACCCACCGCGUAUACAGGAAUGAGCCCGAGGUAAACUUUGAAUACCAUUUCAACCGUUUGCAAUGCAAAAUGAACUCUGAACUAAAGAAGGGUGGAGGAGGCAAAGCUUUGCCAGCAGCACGGUCUGUAACAGAGUUGGUGUAGAAAGGAUCAGUGAGGAGAGAGUCAUAUUUAAAUGAACCUCCUCGAGGUCAGAGUGGGCUGUGAUUGGUGUGUGGCCGAUUGGAAGCGAUGAUUCAAUCGUCUGGCUGUCAGCUGGUUACAGCUUUGGGGCGUAAGACUUCCGUGUCCUGCAUGAAUUUUGAUGCUUACCUGUGCAAUGCCACAGUUGUUGCUGAUUCAGGACAGGGUGGGGUGGGGUUCUCUGAGCGUACCUGACUUGGCCAAAUUCCUAUGGCAUUUGCACCUGAAUGCAAAGGCAGCAGCGACUGUUGGCUGAGCUUUAAAGUUUCUAAGGAGGAGAGAGCAGCAGCUCUUAAGUGGCUCCUAGGAUGUUAACAGCACAAUUAAACAAAGCUCUGCUAAUCUUUACAGCUGGCGUCAAGAGGCAUUGUGUUCUCACAGAGCAGUGUUAUCCGUAGCAUGGCACUGGGAGUCCGACUGGUUGGAUAAUGUGCCCUACAAGCUGCCACCAACCUCAUCACAGCAGUGCCUGAUGAAUUAGCAUUAUUCAAUUAGAUGCGCUCCACUUAUCUGUUACGGCAUAUACAGAAAUGUAAAUUGACCUCAAGUUUGGAGGUAAUGAAUUUGAUUAUGGUAGUGCAUGUAAUUUCCUGGCAUUUGGGAAUGAAAGAUUUAGCUUAUUACACUUUCCUCACAGUGAUGGUGGAAAGCUAUGCAGCGUGAUGCAUUUUUAAAGGUCCCCUUUCCUGAUGUAUGUCUUGUAUCAUAAUGACAGAAUUUUCCACUUUUGUUUUAUUGUAGCCUGAAACACAUCCAAGCUUAAUUUUCAUUACUUGUUCAGUGCAGAUCCACCAUCAAUUCUGACAACCUGUCACAGGUUGGAGUUCUAACUCGUUUACUUUAUACCAGCUGGAGGGCUUCGUCUGACCCUGCAGACACUCAAAACUUAACACUUAGCCCUCAAGUAGUUUGAAAACUAUCCCGCUAAACUUUGGGGACGCUGAUGGAUGGAAAUAAACAACCUGCUGAUGUGUCCUAAUAUGAAAGACUUGGAUAGAUAUUUUAGGGUGGGGUGGAGAGAUGCUAUCUUAGGUCUAUUAAUGUAGUCAUUGCUGUGUUGCCCCAGGCCGUAGGGCCUAAUCCAGAGGAGUGAGAGUGAAUGGGACCGUGGCUCGGGCUUGCCAGACCUACUUAGGUUCUGGUUGAGAGCACAGUGCUGUGUGGGCGAAUCUAUUCUGUCCUGGGCAGGGCACAGCAUAAACAUUGCCCAGGGAACGCAGGCAUGCAAGCAGGCAGGCAGGCAUGCAAGCAGUCAAGCGGACAAGAGAAAAACUAUAAGGAUGGUUGCCUUUAAUUUCCUUUCCACUGACUCCCUUCAACUGUCCAGGGCCUGAGAGCAAGAGAGGGUAAAGAGACAAUUGAGUGUGUAUGUGUGUGGAAAUUACCUGUAGAGAUCUUUUUUCUGGGGCUUCACCAAAGCAUGUAUUGCUAUCCACCCUCCUCUCUCGCUCUUUCUCACACACACACACACACUCUCUCCAUCACACUCUUUCACGGCAAAUCUGCCCCGAUCCAUCCAGCUGACGGCCGUGAAGCAAUGACUCGUGUGCUCUCUUACUGUCUUUAAGUGAUCUGUAUUUGCUCCAUGGCACUCUGGCGCUCCGACCUUCUGACCUUGUGUGUAAACAGAGCACCGCUACUCCCCCAUCCACUACCCCGCCGCCACCAUCCCCCACCCUCCACUACCAAAUAAGGAAGACGGAGCCACUGAGAGCCAGCAAGUCGGUCAGCCAACCCACUGAGGAGGCCAUUAGUGAGCCAGCAAGCCAGCGGAGGGGUUGGUAGAAAACCACCUCUGGCAUCACUCAUCACCCCCUACCUCUCUGGCCUCACCCGCCUCUCCGCUGUGUAGAAAUGCGCAAGCACGCGCACUCUCACGCCAUGUGCAGAAACACUCGCUGCAAGGCACACUUAUAUCUGCACACAGCACCACGCGCACAGUGACCCGAAAGCGUUAAAGGCACGGAAAUGUACACGCACACAGUACUCUGUAUACAAUGGCAUACAUUCAAAGGCGCAUAUGCUUGAACAUACACACAGUGAAGGACACAUUUGCACACGCAGCACAUUAAAUUCACUCAGAAGCACACACAUUUACAAAAGACGUAUUCACGGGAUGCUACGCAUACACAACAUGUAAUGACAUGUUACUGCAUAAAUACACCCCCAAAGAGCAUAAAUUAUAUGCUGGGUUGUUUCAGCAAAACAAUAAAAUAGGUUGCUGAAAGAUGGAUUCAUAUGUUGAUGUACCAUUACGGAUAACUGUCACUCAGUAAAAGGGCUUAUUACCACACUAAAAACAAGCCAGCACAAAAAGACAUUGAACAUGAGAAGGCAAUAUAACUUUUAUAUGUCUAUUUGUAGAAAUUAUAACUUUACAUCAGCAAAGCUGAUAUCUGAUCUGAAGUUUACAUUUGGUCAAUUUUAUCCCAAACAUGACAGGAUUGCUGUUUACACAAAUAGUCCUAUCAUAACUCUCAUACAGCAUUUGGACAUAAAACACAGACUAAGGAUACAAAUCUUUAAUUAUCUUUGCCACUAAAUCAUACCUCUAAAUUGUGGAAUACAUUAUUUUCCUUUCAGGAAAAUGAAAUAAUACAUUAUUUUCUAAAAAUCAAAUGGAUUCAAAUCAAAUGUGCUUGCAAAUCGUGCAGACUCCUCUUCAACAUACAGUAGCCGUCGUCCAUGACUGUGGAAUAUACAGUGUGUAAUAAAAGGCAAAUACUGGUCUAACCCUAUACACAUGAUAGGCUACACAACAGUGGAGAACAUAUGCAACCUACUAUAGUUUACAAUAUUCACAGUUAAACUAACUGUCCGCUCAGUCCAGUAAUGCCAACUUGGAAACUGAAAUGCACUGCAGCAUUGGGCACCAUAUAAAACAACAGUGUUUAACAGUAUUCGCAAGACACAGUUAAAACACCCCCUCUCUGUCUGGGUUUUAGUCUCUUUUCCCUCUGUCCUUGCUCUUUCUUCCGUAAUACUUUGGUUCAUUUAGCUGCACUCUUUCACCUGCCUCCAAAUGUCAGCUGAGUUCAACAGAGCUGGAGGGAAAACACUCUCGGAGAGAAAGCCAUAUUGAGAGUGAGUCGGUUAAAAGAAAUGCAGGAGAAUUGAGGAAGAAAGCGAGGCAAGAGUAAGUAAGUGUCUGGUAACCGAAAAGAACCGGGUUAUGCAGACUCUAAUGUGAUAAAAACAACACCCUAUAAUUUAGGUAUUCAUCUGAUGUCUUCAACACAAAGACCAUUGUUAGACUUGCGAAGUGGGAGUCUUAUUAUGUAAUCAUGCCAGGAUGCAUUUAAUGACAGAUUGGAUGCACAACAAUGGGACUUUGCUCACAUUUCUGUGAAGAGUGAACAAUUCACAACACAAGACCAGUGAGAAGCGGAACCAAAAUGUCACCAAAGUUUAAAAAAAAUAAUACAAAAACACAGGCCACAGAUGCUGCACUGUUUUUGUUAUCAAUGGGGAAAAAGAAAGCCGAAUUUAAAAAAGAACACUAAGCAUUGAGUUGCAAUGUAAUAUGUUCAGAUAUUGUUUGAAUUGCUGUAAAUUGAAACGUAAAGACAGAUUGUAAGAGUGGCCUGUUGUUAGAAGGUACGAUUUGAAACUUGCAGUGCCCACAUGUCCUUUUGAACUAUGAUCCUCAGUACGACAGUGGAAAACAUGAACAUUGAUGUGUGUGUCACAGAGCAAUGCACUCCAGUGGCACCUGAAGAACUCAAAAAUCCCUGAAAGUGCAGAGAGAGCUAUCAGAUUUAUUCUAGCAGCGUGUAAUUCAUUGCAUUCCCAUCCCCUUUUCAGUACACCCACCGAGCUCCCAUCUCCAUUCUCAAACUCCUGUCUAUUGCCGUGCUCACUUGUGUAUCAAGGUAAUGAAUUCAUAAUCGCUCUGAAGCUCUUUGUAGAUCUCUAUCACGGUGGGAGAUAAGAGGGAGCAUCAUUGCACUCUAAUAGCCGUCAGUCUGCCUGUGUUCCUGCUUGCUGUUUGUGUGUAUUUGUGUGUGUGUGUACAGUAUGUGUGUGUGUGUGUUAAGCACAUCAACACAAACCCCAGCAUGCUAUCCUCCAUUUUGGCUUCCAGGGACAAACAGGAUUCUAGCCAACAGCACAGUCACUUAUCAGUGUACUGUGGAGGCUACAUGCCCACCAAGGCGGACGUGCUUACCGUUCCUCUAUCCGAGAUGGAUAAGCACUCAGCGCCGGUCCACUUUCUCUCUUUCUUCCAGUGUCUUGUUCACACGGAAACACCACACAGUACUUUCCAACUUAGCUGACAAACACUCAACCACAGGAAGAGUAAAUAUCUGACAGGGUGAGGCAGGCUCAGAGUAACUAAAGUUGAGGCUGGGGGUGGCUCUCGAAGGGCCGUCGACUGCUGCGUGCACGUUUUUAAUUGUGUUUUCGUGGGGUGAUGAAAUGUCCUCCAUUUGAGCGCGAGCUGGCAGUAAGUGGGCUGUCGCCUCCAGGGACAGAGUGAGCGAUGGCCCGCUGCUAUCGGAGGUGAUUGUGCCUCAGCCCCUUGGGGUGACAGAUGAACGGAGGGGAGCAGGGAGACAAUAAGGAGAAGAAGCAACAUUCCUUUUUUUACAGUCUCACGUAGUGUUUAAAACAGGACAGGGGGGGCAAGAAAGAAUGCAUGUAGAUUUGGACAAACAACAUUUGGGCAGUGUUUACAAGUUGGUAACACUCCGCUCUUUUGUUGGCUUUUGAGUUGAGCAGUGACAUAUUGAAGGAAACCCGCCAAUGUAUAUACAUUGUUGUUAACUAAAUAAAGUGGCUGACCUUGUGAUGGUGGCAGACAUAUUUUUUAUUUCCUAUUUGUGUAUGAAAAGCAAAUAAUAUAUGCUUUAGGCCUUUUUAAGGGGAUAAAGCAAAAACGAAUGCUUUUAUAAUCUCCGCUCUUAAUAGUGUAUAUGUAUUUUUAAAGUAAUUAUGACCACCAACUGGGCAAUGUUAUCGUCUACUGUCUUUACUUUUCUGUGUCAACGGACGUCCAUAUCAUGUUCAUGUUGAUUUUCAUCACCCAGAGUCCUUUAAUAUAAUUCUAGAAGCAUUCUUCUCCCAUGAACGGCUUUUGUUUUCUGGCAUGCCGGUGUGUCUUUGUUUGAGAACAGUGAUGAGCAACAAGCAUCAUGGUGUGGAUCACCUUCACUUGUAGCCAUAACAGCUGACAGACGGAGGCCGGCAGUUUCAACAAGGUUCGCUGGUCGUUCGGAGAAUCUUCACAUAGUACAUGUUGUUACACAAUUCGGUAACAAGACGCAAACGAUGAAGCGCUUUCCCUCGAGCACGUGCCACAUCUUCCGCUCUCUGAAUUUACAUGGCAUUUAUGAACACUCACAAGGAAAACAAAAAGUGGAGAGGGAGAGCAGGGGAAGAGAGCUCCUAGUGUGGAGGAGUCUCAUUAUUCUGUUAUGGAUUGCACAUGUCAGGCGGUAAGUGCUCUUUUUAUCCUUCUAAAGCACUAGCCUCGGCCACUGAGCGCAUUUCCCUACCCGAGUGAAAUUUACCAUGUUAAGGCUCAUGCCACCAUGGGAAUGGCAGUGAGAGCUCUGGGUUGCCGCUAAGAUUUACCGGCCUGAUUAAAUAAGGGGCCGUAGUGUGAAUAAGUGGCCAAGGGAAAAGUCCACGUAACAUAAACGCAUGAUUUUUAUUCAUCAGUUAAAUUGAUUAGACCCACACACACACACACACACACACACACACACACUUCACUCCCCUCUUCACCUCUUUACGGUGUGUUACAUGUCACGCUGGGUUUUAAACAAAAAGCAGAGAGAGGGCAGUGGAGGAUUGCUUGUGGCUCAGGGUGGCUUUCUGCCAACACACAGCUAAGAUGGGUCUUUUUUAAAAGGGCCUGUUCCCAUCCAUUACUGCCUGCAUACCUUGAAAAGUUCACACAAAAUAUAUUGCUACUCUCCUUCCAAUUGGGCAGGAGAGGCCUUUCAUUUGAUGCACUGCGCCUCACAAAAUGUAGCCCCGUCCUAAUUCAAUCUAAUUUCUUCAAUUUCCCAUCAUACACCCUGGUCCUUAAUGCUCCAGUAAGGUGAUUUGACGUAGCCAGUAACCAGCGUUUUUCAGCUGAGCAGUGGUGGCUGGGCUAGGGGAUAACCUUUCUCCCAUAAUUCAAAUAAAUGUCAAAAACUAAAUUUUGAGGAAUUGAUAAAUAGUGGAAAAGUGUCUUCAAAUACUCAUAUAAGCUUUAAGAUGACUGUGAAGUACCCUCAACUGAAAGCGUACAAAUACAAAAUAAAUUGAUUUAAAAUGAAUUAAAGUGGAACUGGAAACCACUGUUGCUUCUAAAACCUGUUUAUCUAAUGUAUUCAGAUGUACAUUUACAGUAUUGACCAAUUGUUUACAAACAGUACUUCAGAGCCCCUGUGGGUCAGUGGACUCUUGUGCUUUGCCUCCCUGGUGGACAAAGGGACUCCAUUGUCACUAUUCAAAUUCAAAUUCUACCAGCCAAUCAGAGUUGCUGCUUCAGCUCAAAACCAAUGUGAUUGUGUGAAAUCAGGUCCAAAUCCCUCCUCACUGAUAGCAAAGUGAAAGGAGGACGAACCAAAGGUUGUUGAAAGUCAAUGUAAAAUGUUUCGCUUUUAUUUGGCAUUUGAGUAAUUACUAGAUCAAUAUUCAUUUUUAUUGCAGCUAAUUGUUUGUUGUGCUGUUGUUUUGUAGCACAUCAUAGCUCAACAUUAUUAAACAAAUUAAUUAAAUAAUAAUAAAUGAUACAAAUGUAUUAUCACUGAAAUGAAAAGAAUUGAUGCUAAUUUGAUUUGCUUUGAAAUGUAAACGGGAACAAGGACAAACGGGACAUGUCAUGGUAGAGUGGCUACUGAAAGCAAUAAAUAGUCUUUACAAAAUUAAAACUAAGUCACGUUUCCAAAUCGUGACCAUGUCACAGAACACUUCCUGUUUGUUCCAGCCUUGUAUUUUAGCUGCAUUGCAGUUUAUAGACUGUAUAUUGUGUGUAGGCUACUAUGUGACAUGUUUAUUUAUGAUGCAACUGGAUUGAUAAUGGCUACUUGCUUAAUAUGCACUGAAGAUCACUGUGUCGUUUAUCUGGACAUGUAAAGAAAUUGACUAUUACAUCCAUAUUGGUUCAUUGAUUACCCACAUUUUAGCAUUUUUGGGCCACUGACUUCUUGCAUCUCUCUCAGUGCUCAAGGUCAUUCUGGCAAAUGCAUAGAAAUAUGUUUUUUUAACAUAUCUUGUGUUAUAUCAAAUUAAUUGAUAUUUUAUUGCAAAUCAGUUGAAAACUUUAGCCUCGCAGUUUGUAGGCUAAAAAGUCCAAACUCGUGCUUUACUUCCCUGCACCAUUGCUCUGUGUAUUUGUCGUCUCUUCAUUCUGUCAUCGCAGCCCAGAUUUAUGAAAAUAAAAGAUCAGCCGCAGUAACUCGUUUCGUUACAGGCCCCACUGUGAUAUGAUUUCCGACGGAACGUGCUUGAACGCACCGAGUGGUAGGAUUUACGAUUCAGGGGAAGUCAAGAGACGAAGUUUAUGAGGCGGCAUUGAACGCAGCACAAGGCUUCGUAUUUUUUUUCCCUGCAAGAGAGGGGAGGGAGAAGGGGGGGGGCAUUUGACUCCUGCCCCCCCCCCCCAGUCCGUACGAGGUGGAUUUGGGAAGAAAGGGACCAAAACCUGGGACGCGGAGAUAACGACAGACAUCAAUAAAGUGGAUACACAUUUGGAGAUCCGCGCGCGGCGGUGUCGCGCACGGAUUAUUAUAGGGUGUUUAAUUUCCCUUUCACUGAGGAGAUUCUGGCUCGGAGCGUCUGAUCUGUUUGGGGGGGAAAGGAAUACAAACGCACGGGGAAUAAUAGAAGUGUUUUGUACUCGCUCCCCCCGUUAACAAGUGACUGCUCUGCUGCUCAAGAAAGUGGAAUAUAGCGGAGUGUUUUUUCUUCUUCUUCCUACCGUCGUGGAUGCGAAGUAACUGUUUUUCUAAAGGGAAUACGACCGCUCACCCACCAACCAAUACGGAUUUAAAAGCUGUCCCCCCGUUAACCAACUAGGGGGGUAGUCUGAGAAAUACUCUUCUCACGCCGUUGAAAGUGCCAAGCCGUCCUGCGUGAAGACCCCAACCUUCCCUGCGCAGUCGGGGCCUUGGCUCUCCGGCCGGGUCAAAGAUCAGUCCCGCCCCGCCCCUCCCUGCCCCCCGCCCCCCCUCCCUACCGGAGCCAAGAUGGCCGACGGCGGUGCUCCUCGCCUCUCCUUGCCACUCCUGCUGCCCGUCGCCACUCUGCUGCUAUCGCUGUUGCUCACCAGCUCCCACGCCUUAUCAUCACCGCGGUUCACUAAAGUUCCCGUUGACCAGAUUGGCGUCUCGGGGGGCGUGGUCUCCUUUGUGUGCCAGGCAACAGGCGACCCCAAGCCGAGGGUUAGCUGGAACAAGAAGGGCAAGAAGGUCAACUCCCAGCGUAUAGAGACCAUUGAGUUUGACGAGGGUGCCGGUGCCGUACUCAGAAUCCAGCCUCUCCGAGCGCCACGUGACGAGAACAUCUACGAAUGCGUUGCUGAGAACAGCGAGGCAGAGAUUACUGUCAAUGCCAAGCUGUCCAUCAUCCGAGAGGACCUGCUCCCGCCAGGCUUCCCUAACAUUGACAUGGGCCCUCAACUCAAAGUGGUGGAGCGCACUCGAACAGCCACCAUGCUCUGUGCUGCCAGUGGCAACCCUGACCCAGAAAUCACCUGGUACAAAGACUUCCUGCCCAUUGACCCCAGUGCAAGUAAUGGGCGAAUCAAACAGCUACGCUCAGAAGCCUUUGAGGCUACCCCGAUUCGAGGUGCCUUGCAGAUCGAGAACAGCGAGGAGACCGACCAGGGGAAGUACGAGUGCGUGGCGUCUAAUGUGGAAGGCGUGCGCUACUCGUCCCCUGCUAACCUUUAUGUGCGAGAGCUUCGAGAAGUCCGGCGGGUGCCUCCACGCUUCUCCAUUCCACCGACGAGUCAGGAAAUCAUGCCCGGUGGCAGUGUGAACAUAACAUGUGUGGCGGUGGGGUCGCCCAUGCCUUACGUCAAGUGGAUGCUGAACUCAGAGGAUUUGACACCAGAGGAUGAGAUGCCAGUGGGCAGGAAUGUUCUCGAACUGAGCAGCGUCCGUGAGUCAGCCAACUACACCUGCGUGGCCAUGAGCAGCCUUGGCAUCAUUGAAGCUGUGGCGCAGAUCACUGUCAAAUCUCUCCCCAAGCCUCCAGGUACCCCUGUGGUUACUGAAACCACUGCCACCAGUGUGACCAUCACCUGGGACUCGGGCAACCCAGACCCAGUGACUUACUAUAUAAUCCAGUAUAAGGCCAAGUCCCCAGACAGCAAGUAUGAGACGGUGGACGACAUCACCACUACACGUUACAGCAUUGGUGGCCUCUACCCCAACACAGAGUAUGAAAUCCGCGUCUCAGCCGUCAACACAAUUGGCCAGGGUCCUCCCAGUGAGCCAGUAGAAACCCGGACUGGUGAACAGGCCCCUGCCAGUCCACCACGAAACAUUCAGGCCCAGAUCAUAUCCCAAAAUACCAUGAUGGUACGCUGGGAAGAGCCUGAGGAGCCCAAUGGGCAGAUCAAGGGCUACCGUGUUUAUUACACCAUGGACGAUUCCCAGCCCAUGAGCCUCUGGCAGAUCCAUAAUGUCCAGGACAGCAUCAUCACCACUAUCCAGAGCCUGGUUCCUCAAGAGACGUACACAAUCAAAGUCCUAGCAUUCACCUCUGUAGGCGACGGACCCUUCUCAGAGCCCAUCCAUGUCAAAGUACUGCAAGGAGUUCCAGGUCAACCAUCCAAAUUUCAGGUCGGUGCUGUUUCUGAUACCAGCAUUGAACUGACCUGGGAAGCUGCCUAUGACAAAGAAGGAAUUGUAAACUAUGAACUUCACUAUAUGGAAGACAGUUUUGGCACCCAGAUGAAGAAAACAUUUGGACCCGCAUCUUCAUAUGUUGUGGAAAAUCUCCGCCCACACACAAAGUACCACUUCUCUCUGGCAGCCAUCUCUAUCAAAGGCAUCGGAGCCUUCACCAAUGACAUAUCACAGAAGACCUUGCAAGCCAAGCCCUCAGCCCCCCCUCAAGACAUUAAGUGCAGCAGCACCAGCUCCACCGCCCUGCUGGUAAGUUGGCGCCCCCCGCCUUUGAUGAGUCAGAACGGUGUCCUGGCGGGGUAUAGGGUGCACUACCAGGUGGUGGGCCUGUCAGAAGGCGGCAGUGACGACGGGGAGCCCCUGGAAGAGCCCACAGUCCCUGCCACUGAAGAGCAGGUGCUGCUGCAGCGAUUGGAGAAGUGGACCCAGUACCGCAUCACUGUGUCCGCCUUCACUGUGAUCGGGCCAGGCCCUGAGAGUGAGCCCCUGAUCUGCCGCACAGACGAAGACGUUCCUGGGGCUCCUCCAAGGCGAGUGGAGGUGGAGGUCCUCAACUCCACAGCACUAAAGGUGAUGUGGCGCUCCCUGACGCCAGGCAAGCAGCACGGUCAGAUCCGUGGCUACCAGGUACACUAUGUACGCGUGGAAAAUGGCGAGUCACGGGGCCCACCCCACAUCAAAGACGUCAUGCUUGCCGAUGCCCAGUGGGAAACGGACGAUACAGCUGAAUAUGAAAUGGUCAUUGGAGGACUCAAGCCAGACACCACUUACUCCAUCACGGUGGCAGCGUACACCACCAAGGGGGAUGGAGCCCGGAGCAAACCCAAACUGGUGGUGACCAAAGGGGCAGUGCCUGGUCUUCCCUAUCUGUCGGUGGCACAGGACUCAGAAACAUCAGCUGUGGUUCGCUGGGACCCUCCAGAUCUCACCAAUGGCAUGGACCUGCAGGGUUACCGGCUCCAGUUUGGCCGGAAAGAUGUCUCUCCUUUGGCCACACUGGAAUUUGCUCCCCAAGAACGACAGUACUCUGUGGGCAACAUUCACCGGGGGGCCACUUAUCUCUUUAAAGUUUCCGCCAAGAGCAGGGGGGGCUUUGGGGAAGAGGCUUUGGUAGAACUCAGUGUGCCCGAGAAGACGCCAGGGGGAUACCCUCAAAUUGAUGAGGGUUCCAACGUGACAUGCUGCUCAGUGCGGCUGUCCUGGUCUCCUCCCGUGCUGGCGGAGAGAAACGGGGUAAUCACAGAGUACACGUUGGCCUAUAAGGAAGCCGGUACAGGAGGAGCACCGCUGGAGCUCCGCUUUCCCCCCAGCCAGUCCAGCUAUGUUCUCAACAGCCUCAAACCGAACUCGGCGUACGAUGUGAAAAUACGUGCGCACACCAUUGUAGGUCCAGGGCCCUACAGCCCGCCUAUCCAGUAUCGGACGGUGGCCUUUGAUCCAGAUGUUCCAAAGAAUUUCACUGUCAAGUGGGCCACCAAAACCACAGUAGUCAUUGCAUGGAAGUUCUCUGAAAGCAGGUCUCCAUACAAAUGCACGAUUGAGUACAACCGUCAAAAGAUGGAUGUGGAUGCCAGGCAGAUGAGGGUUCUCGUCACUGGGCUAAAGCACAACACCACCUACGAGUUCAGGGUGACCUGCCAAGAAAGCAUUGACGGUGGACCAAGACACCGUGUGGUUGCCAAGACCGCACCUCUCAUCCUGCUCAAGAAACCCAAGCUGGACAUCUAUGCUGAGCCCGACAACAUUCUCACCAUGUCCUUCCCACCGGUCGAUACCAAGGAUGUCAAGAACUUCUAUGUGGUUGUGGUGCCACUUAAGAGGACCUCAGGAUCUGUCAAAAACCUGAAGAACCCAGAUGAGAUGGACAUGGAAGAGCUGUUGCGGGAGGUGACCCCAAAGCGACGUUCACGCCGUCAGCUAGCUCAGCUGGACCAGAGGAAGCCCUACAUCACAGCCUGCUUCAGGCAGCUGCCCUCCAGCUUCACGGUGGGAUCCGACUACCGCCACAGCAGCUGUGAGAACAAGCCUCUUGAACCUGGCCAGGAGUAUGUCUUCUUCCUGUUGGCUGAACUCAAUGCCACUGGGAAAAUGUUUGCUACCAGCCCUUAUACCGACACGGUGAUGACUCCCAAGAUGGAAAUGGAACCCCUGCAAGUAGAGACUGGUGACGGACUCAUAUGGGUGGUGGGCCCAGUCCUCGCCGUGGUCUUCAUCAUAUGCAUCGUCAUUGCCAUUCUCCUAUAUAAAAACAAACCUGACAGCCGCAAGAGAAAAGAGUCAGAGCCGCGCACGAAAUGUCUGCUGAACAACGCAGACAUUACACCCCACCACCCUACAGACCCUGUGGAGAUGAGACGCAUCAACUUCCAAACUCCAGAUUCUGGUCUAAGCAGUCCUCAGAGUGAAGCAGAUUUUGACUAUGAAAGUAUGAUGACUCAUCCUCCCAUCCCCAUAUCAGAGCUGGCUGAACACACAGAGCUUCUCAAGGCCAACGACAACCUCAAGCUCUCCCAGGAAUAUGAGUCUAUCGAUCCAGGCCAGCAGUUCACCUGGGAACAUUCCAACCUGGAGGUGAACAAGCCCAAAAAUCGCUACGCCAACGUCAUCGCCUACGACCACUCCCGCGUCAUUCUGGCUCCCAUCGAGGGUAUCACAGGUAGCGACUAUAUCAACGCCAACUACAUCGAUGGCUACAGGAAGCAGAACGCCUACAUCGCCACCCAGGGUCCAUUACCAGAGACGUUCGGGGACUUCUGGAGGAUGGUGUGGGAACAGAGAGCAGCCACUGUGGUUAUGAUGACCAGGCUGGAGGAGAAGUCACGGAUUAAGUGUGACCAGUACUGGCCCAGUCGCGCCACAGAAACCUAUGGUAUGACCCAAGUGACCCUGUUGGACACCAUAGAAUUGGCCACUUUCUGUGUCCGCACUUUCUCCUUGCACAAGAAUGGCUCGAGUGAGAAGCGGGAGGUUCGUCAAUUCCAGUUCACGGCGUGGCCUGACCACGGAGUACCAGAGUAUCCGACCCCCUUCCUGGCCUUCCUCCGUAGGGUGAAGACCUGCAACCCGCCUGACGCCGGACCUAUCAUCGCCCACUGCAGUGCGGGUGUCGGCCGGACGGGUUGCUUCAUUGUCAUCGACGCCAUGCUCGAACGUAUCAAGCACGAGAAGACGGUCGACAUUUACGGCCACGUGACGCUGAUGCGCUCGCAGCGGAACUACAUGGUGCAGACGGAGGACCAGUACAGCUUCAUUCACGACGCGCUGCUGGAGGCGGUGGCCUGCGGCAACACUGAGGUGGCCGCCCGGAGCCUCUAUUCCUACAUCCAGAAGCUGGCGCAGGUGGAGAGCGGCGAGCACGUCACUGGCAUGGAGCUAGAGUUCAAGCGUUUGGCCAACUCCAAAGCCCACACGUCACGCUUCAUCAGUGCCAACCUUCCCUGUAACAAGUUCAAGAAUCGGCUGGUCAACAUCAUGCCCUACGAGACCACGCGCGUCUGCCUGCAGCCAAUCAGAGGCCUGGAAGGAUCUGACUACAUCAAUUCCAGCUUCAUUGACGGAUACAGGCAACAGAAGGCUUACAUCGCCACGCAGGGCCCUCUUGCAGAGACUACGGAAGACUUCUGGAGAAUGCUCUGGGAGAACAACUCUACCAUUGUCGUCAUGUUGACCAAACUGAGAGAGAUGGGACGGGAAAAGUGUCACCAGUACUGGCCGGCGGAGCGCUCUGCCAGGUACCAGUACUUUGUGGUUGAUCCCAUGGCGGAGUACAACAUGCCCCAGUACAUCCUCCGAGAGUUCAAAGUCACAGACGCCAGGGAUGGCCAGUCAAGGACAGUAAGGCAGUUCCAGUUUACUGAUUGGCCAGAGCAAGGUGUGCCCAAAUCCGGAGAGGGAUUCAUUGAUUUCAUCGGCCAGGUGCAUAAAACCAAGGAGCAGUUUGGACAGGAUGGACCAAUCUCUGUCCACUGCAGUGCUGGCGUGGGCAGGACCGGAGUCUUCAUCACCCUCAGUAUCGUCCUGGAGCGAAUGCGCUAUGAAGGCGUGGUUGAUAUCUUCCAGACAGUGAAGAUGCUCCGGACACAGAGGCCAGCCAUGGUCCAGACUGAGGACGAGUACCAAUUCUGCUAUCACGCAGCUCUGGAGUACUUAGGAAGCUUUGAUCACUAUGCAACGUAAAAAGCCAUCUCUUCCCCCCAGAAUCCUGUCGCCGCCCCCCCCCCCCCCCCCAACAGUCUCCUGAGCCAUAGAAACUUUGAAAUUUUAAACCAACGACAGCAGACGCCGAUAACACCAUCACUAAUUCAGACAUACCAAUUAGGAUCCUAUUGUAGAUUUUUAGAAGACGACGCCCAACCAACCAGUUGAGAAUAAUUCCAAUUCGAAUAAGAGACCCUUCGUGAGGAAGCGCGGAAAAUUGCCCAUCAUCAAGAACAGAAAACCCUCAUCAGGAGUGGAAGCAGACGCUCUGGCUCAAGCUGUGGGGCGGGUAUCGAUCAAAGUGUCAGACUGCUUACCUUACCUCAAGUGUUUCAAUGUGGAGGACAUUGUAAACAUUCGUGGAAAUUUCUCUUCUCAAAAAUAUAUCUUUGCGAUACAACGGUAACGAGCAACAGUGAAUGAAGAAGAUCAAUGAGAGGCAGAUGGAUGUAGCCAAGACGGGGUGACUUUAUUUUUUUUUUUUUUAAAGGGGUUGAAGUAUUUCUAUCAACACAUUUUGUGAGUGAUAUCCAGAGAAAUGACCAAAUUGCGGUUGCCCGUGUGAACCCAAAUGGUUUUUCCCAAAACUCUGGUAAGACAAAAAAAAAUCAAAACAGUGGAAACGUAACUCGCACGUGAACACUACCAUCUAGCAUCAAGUACACCUUGAGUUGUUUUUUACACUGUCCCACUGAUGAUAUGCAUAAUUGUGUGGAAAACACCCAACUAGUAAAGUAUACAUCACAUAACUGCCUCUUCUCGAGCGCUAAGAGCUUAGAGAUUACUCCGUCAGUGGUCUUAGGGUAGGAAGCGGCAAGAUAUAUCUUAAGAUCAGUUAGUUUCAGGAAUUGUGAACGUGUGUAAAAUCAGUAUCCCAAGCCAGGUAACCACAGUGCUGGUGAGAUACCACAGUGUAUUAGAAGUGUGCCCCUGGCGGCUCCUGUCUCAGUCGCCAGAGAAAUCGGGGGAAACCUUGACUGUUGCAAGAAGCUGCGGCCGGGUCGUCUCGCGGAUGUUCAAGGUGGGAGAAAUGGCAACCGCAUCCCAUGAUUUUUUUUACAAUCGCUCUUCUCUUUGGAACCAUUGCAUCAUGGGGCUUCGGUGUUAUUUCCACCAUUUUAAAGAAGAGAUAAAUCUGGUGGGCGAGAAGCUUUGGAACAAACGGAACAACCAAACGAGGAUUGCCGCAGAGUCCGGGCUUUUUUUGUGUACAGUGACCAACGCUCAUCAUCAUCGUUUCAAACUUUUUUUUGUCUCACGAGGAAUUUAUCUUUUUUCUGUUUUUUUGUUUAAAUUUUCUGUCAAAAAACCAAACAUGCUGCUUAUCUCGUGUAUGCUGUAAGUGUGACUCUUGAGGGAGAGGAAACUGACGAACAAAAGAUGCCAACUCUGCUAACCGCUUGCGCCGUGGCGGGUGUGACUGAAAGCGCAUCCAGAUGACAACAAGAUCGAACAGUGUUUUCACCCUCUCCUUGUUUUCCCCCCAGCCUCCUCUAUUAUCAUCUAUUCCAUUGUGUAACACACUCAAGAGUGGCGGAGGCCUGUUGCAAUUACAAAGCUGUGCGUUCAUGUGGUUAACAAAUUGGCCUUUAGUUCCACUGUAUGUGUGUUUGGUAACAGGUGGAUGAACAAAGUCGUUGCUUUGGUUUUGUCCUCCGUUUUAUAGGUGGUGUCUAUGUGGGUGACGGGCCGUAUUGAAUCUCGAUGCCAUGAUGUGAUAAUGAAAUUCUUUGGUACAACCUACUUGCACACCCUUAAGGAAAAAACAAAAGAACUCGAAACAAAAACCCCUAAAACAACUGCAAGUUUGAUUUGACGCACUAAUGUGUAUGUGUCUGAUUUUUUUUUUUUUUUAAAAACAAGGUUUUCGAAAUUACCAAGUUUUCAUUUUGAGAUCAGUGCUUUGGGACAGACGCGUGUACGGAUUCUGCGGAGGUUUCUGAGGCUGUGCACAAAAACCAGAGCGAUGGACAGAACUGCGUGUAAUCUUUUCUUAUUUCCAAAAAAGCCUUAUUGUUAUUGUAACAUUAUGAAAACAUUACUGUUGUAUUAUGAUGACUUAUUUUACAUUACAUAGUUGACUUUUUAUUUUAGUUUUGGUUUAGUUUUUUAACAGAGAUGUUGUAUCACAUUUUUUUUUUUUUAAUUAGCAGGAAAAGAGAAAUGCUUAUUUGUUCAUAUUACGUUGAAAGACAUUCUAUUUUUUCACUGUAGAAAUGUUAAGUAUAACAUGUCUGUGUGUACGUGUGCAUAUAUGUGUGUACGUAUGCAUAUAUACUGCACACUCACACAUACAUAUAUAUUUAAAUGCAGAAUAUAAAGAUAUAUCCAAACACUUAGUAUUAAUGACAUUUUUCUCCUCAUCAUCUUUUUUUUUAUACCACCCCACUUCUCAUGUUUGAAAAUAUCAGUUUUUAUUGAUUUAUUUUUGUUUGUGUAUUUGUUUUUUUGUAAUCUUAGAAAUCUUGUGCGUUUCUUAAAAAAAAAGUGGAGGUGAUGUCAGUGCUUUGCUUGAAUCACUCACCGAUGUUUGACUUCUACCCCUGGGUAGAUCCUGUGCCGAUGAGGAGAUGCCAUUUUUAAACCUUGUUGAGAUUCUUUAUUCAUUAACUUGUAGGCAUUAGUAUUCUUUUGAUUCUUUUAGCAACUGUUGAAUUAUGAACUGGUCUACGAAAUAUCUAAUCAAUCAAAACAUGUCAUAAUUGAACUUUUUUGUUUGCUAAAUCAGACCAACUUGACUUGCUGUACCUAUAUGACCAUGUACAGACUAUGACCCUCACAGUUUUGAAGAAAAAUCCUCCUACGUUUUUUCUUUUCUUUUACUUUUAAUUAUCAUUUUCUGACAUAAUGUGGUUUUCAUUCAUUUUGUUAGAUAUCCACUAUGAUCUAGAAUAUACCUGUAAAUAAACAAAUAUAUAGAUUAUAUGUAUUUGUAUCAUUUAACCCUCAAAAUCUCAUACUUUGAGUGGGAUCAGAAUCACAUGGAGGUUCUGCUCAUACACGACUUCCUGGUGUUUGUAAAGCCUGUUUUCGCUCCUUCUGAAAUGUUCUUUCUCCAGCCCUGCUCCCCGCUCUUUAAUUACCACUCGCUUUUUUCUGCCUUUAAUUUCCCCUGCUAGCAGUUAAACUGGGAAACAAGCCAGCUCCUGUUCUCACACCUAUAGCCUCAAUGAGGGCAUACAAUCAGCAUCAGCGGUCUGCUGGUAUAAUUUAGCUGAGGAUGGGAAGUUAGUCCACUCCUUAACCAUUUGAAUUGCUAAUCAACCAUCAAUUCAAAGUCCUGUUACAUUCUCAUGCUCAAUGUGGACAUUAACUUCUCCCUGCCCUGGCAUUAGCAAGCGUCUACUAGAGAGAAGACGGACCUUUUCUCUCUCACAACGUGGAACUUCAGAAACUUGAGGGGUUUAAAAAUUGAUUCUUUUUUAAUUAUUAGACGUCCUAAUCGUAAAUUCUAACAAUAAAGGGAUUUCAAAGGUGGACAUUCUUAAAUUUAUCCACUAAUGGAAAAAACAAUAGCACCCAAAGGUGAUUUUCAUUCCUUAAAUGUUUGCUACAGAGCAAGUCCCCAGCUGUCCAACUGCCUAAAAUGCCAUGGUUUAAUCCACACAUAUACCAUUGUCUUUUGGACAAAUGCAGCUAUGCUAAAGGCCAUACAUAGUUCAGUUGCAACAUGCCAUUUUUAAGUGUUGUAUAGAACCAUACCAUGUGUUUUUGUUCAGCCAUGUUUCGCUGUGGGAUGCAGAAAGAAAUCAGGA
Anarrhichthys ocellatus (wolf-eel) is the source of this 21313-nucleotide messenger RNA. It is a transcript of the gene ptprsa, whose product is annotated as protein tyrosine phosphatase receptor type Sa. The transcript is spliced from 39 exons. Gene Ontology annotation, biological process: protein dephosphorylation. The record is from RefSeq and is a predicted model, not a curated record. The coding region runs from base 11694 to 17537 and encodes 1947 amino acids. NCBI's taxonomy places the organism in Eukaryota, Metazoa, Chordata, Actinopteri, Perciformes, Anarhichadidae. Gene Ontology annotation, molecular function: protein tyrosine phosphatase activity; protein binding.